Molecule: messenger RNA, 1883 nt
Organism: Exophiala oligosperma
Lineage: Eukaryota; Fungi; Ascomycota; Eurotiomycetes; Chaetothyriales; Herpotrichiellaceae
Exons: 6
Coding region: 334-1689 (451 amino acids)
Molecular function (GO): monooxygenase activity; FAD binding
Source: RefSeq, a predicted model, not a curated record
CUCAGGGCCCAGAAAGGCGUCGAGGGAUCACUCACUCACUGCUCGCUGCUCGCCCAGAGACAGAGUACUCGAGUCCGACAAGGCCGGGGCCGAGGUAAUUGAUUGAUUAAGAAAAGAAGGACGAGACUUUCAGACACGAGUACCUACAGUAAAGACUGGAAAAGGAUACCAGCAAAAAGGCCAUCCUACCCUAACCUACCCUUUUCGUCAUAUUUUUCUGAGUCCCUUGAUCCUCUGUAUUUGACAGCUUGAUCGUCUAUACUAGCCCGUGUGCAACACUUGAAAGCCUCCUACUAUACACUUGGAAAUCUCAAAGACACGCCUUGUGCCAUCAUGGGAUUGAAAAUCAUCGUCGUCGGUGCCGGUAUUGGUGGUCUCACUGCCGCUCUGGCUUUGAGACAAGCAGGUCAUUCUGUCGAGAUAUUCGAAAAAUCAAAAUUCGCAAAGGAAGUCGGCGCAGCUUUAGGGUUGACACCAAAUGGUUCACGAGUUCUCGCGACUCUCGGCUUCUCAUUUGAACGUGCGAGAGCAAGGGAAAUCACCAGCUGGGACAUUGUCGACGGGGUGAGUUUGAGGUUGGCCAAAAGUAUGGAUUUUACCGGCCUUUCCAAACAAUUUGGAUUCUCGGCCUACGCCGUACACCGCGUCGACUUUCACACCGAACUUUUGCGCCUCGCACAACAACCUGGGAUCUCGGGCGAGGAAGCCGUGGCCUUGCAUUUGUCCUCUGCGGUUGUCGAUUGCGAUCCGGUCGAAGGUUGGAUCCAGCUGGCGGACGGCACCAAACAUUACGCAGACCUGAUUGUGGGGGCCGAUGGGGUCCAUUCCGUUCUCAGACCUCUUGUGACGGGAUCUGGAGAUGCGCCACAUUCGACGGGACUCAGCGCCUUUCGGUUCUUGGUCCCAACCUCUACCAUGUGCAACGAUCCGGCCCUGCAGGAUCUGAUGGAGUGGAAGACCACGGGUGCAGCGACUCUCGCAGACCCCCAAGAUGCCCUUCCCCAACGCCACAUGAUGUGGUAUGAUUGUCAAGAUGGCGAAAUCCAAAAUUUUGUUGGAAUAACUGCUUCACGAGACAUUCCUAUGGGAAGUGAUGGUAUUCCUGAUUUCAAUACUGCCAUGCUUGAAGACUUUCAUGCAUAUCAUCCUGACCUCAAACAUGUCAUCAAGAUUGCAGGAAACGUCACUUGCUGGCCUCUCAGCAUUCAUGAUCCUUUGACAUCUUGGACCAAGGGAAAGGUGGUUCUCGUGGGGGAUGCUGCUCAUCCGAUGUUGCCAUUCGGAGGUCAAGGAUCCAAUCAGGCAAUCGAAGAUGCAGGGGCGUUGGGUUAUCUCUUCACUGCAGUGGAUGACGUUUUCAAAGUGUCGGCACGUCUGAAGAUGUUUGAGGAAGUACGCAUCAACAGAGCCUCCAUUAUUCAAACCUUGUCCACUCAGAGAGCCGGAAAGGAAAAGGAUGUCGAAGAGGCGUUGAAACAGUAUUAUGCUCCUGGUGCAAAGAUUCCCGGGUCAUUUCCCGAGCGCAAUUACGAUGCUUUCAGUCACAAUGUACUUCAAGCUGCCGCUGAUGUUUUGGCGACGUCAAAACUGGAGCAGGAAGCCCCCGACAGCGCGAGCACCGAGGCGUACAUUCUUCCUCAGAUGACGCGGGACUAUUUGAGCAAUCAGAUGAUGAGUCAAGCCGCGUGAUGAGCGAUGAGUGAUGAUGGGAGUCGAAGCAGUCAUUGAGGGGAGAUAUUGUCGAAAGGUGCUGGGUGGUGUUUUGGAUACGCAGCAUGGUGUCCGUCGGUUCAUAGAAGCUCAGGAUAUAAAGUGGGCUGGAGCUUAGAUAGCCAUUCUCAAGUGUUGUCUUGUCCUUGUGUUGUUCUGUCGCUGGCUGUUGU